CCAGCUACAAACUACAAACCCGGGCGGCGCGCUCCCGUGAAGUAAUUCAUUGUAUCAGAUCGAGACGAGAGGAAGCAGCGAGAGACUCGACUGGUCGGCGAAGCAACUCUGCUCCGGGAAACACUGAAAAAUCCGACUGCUAGCCACAUAAACUGCAGGGAUGGCAGCCAUCCGUAAGAAGCUGGUGAUAGUGGGGGAUGGUGCUUGUGGGAAGACCUGUCUUUUGAUCGUCUUCAGCAAGGACCAGUUCCCCGAGGUCUACGUCCCCACCGUGUUCGAGAACUAUGUUGCUGACAUUGAGGUUGACGGCAAACAGGUGGAGCUGGCUCUCUGGGACACUGCGGGUCAGGAGGACUACGACAGGCUGAGACCUCUCUCCUAUCCAGACACUGACGUCAUCCUCAUGUGUUUCUCCAUAGACAGCCCCGACAGCUUGGAAAACAUUCCAGAGAAGUGGACCCCAGAGGUCAAACACUUCUGUCCCAACGUUCCCAUCAUCCUGGUAGGAAACAAGAAAGACCUGCGCAACGAUGAUCACACGCGCCGAGAACUGGCCAAGAUGAAGCAGGAGCCAGUGAAGUCAGAGGAGGGCCGGGACAUGGCUGGCCGCAUUGCAGCGUUCGGUUACAUGGAGUGUUCUGCAAAGACCAAGGAUGGCGUGCGGGAGGUGUUCGAGAUGGCCACCAGGGCGGCGCUGCAGGCCCGCCGCGGGAAGAAGAGCAAUAAAUGUGUACUGCUGUAAAACGGCAGACAUAUUUGGACAGUUUUCACCCUGGGUUACUGUACCCGGGGCUAGGGCUCGGGAGGGACGGAGGGAUUACUAGAUGGGAGAGGGAGGGAGGGGAAGAAAAGAGUGCAGUAAAUGACUACCGCUGUAAAAUGGCUGUUUGUUGGACUGAAUUUACCCUGGGACAUUGGGUUUGGGAAGCUUUGAUGGACGGGUGGGUGGAUGGACGGAUAGGGGAGGAGGGAGCACAGUAAAUGACUACCGCCGUAAACCAUUGGGCUCCUCACCUGUGGGUUUACCAUCGAGGUGGGAAAUUUACACCAGCCACCAGCCAAAUGCUGGUACAUAUUGUCUUUUCAACAAGCCACUUACACUGACGAAGAUCAUUAGGAGAUCCUUUAAAAAAAAAAAAACCUAGCUGACUGGGAAAACUGAUAAAUUUGCUGGUGAAUUAUGGGAUGUUCCAGUGACUGUUCAGUGUGGACAACAAUAAUAAAAAAAAAAGGUAAAGUUUCCUCCCUGGAUGACUUGACAGAUGUAUGAGGGCACACAGAUAGCACAGUAAAUGAGUACCACUGUAAACGGCCGCCAGUGGACUAUUUAUCCCCAGGUGUUCAUACCCGGAGUUAGGGCGAAGGGAUGGAAAGACCGAAGCGCAGUACUUGGGUGUGACCGUGAUAUGACUGUAUACACCAAAGCAGGGCACAACUUGCAGUUUUCAUAGUUCUGCACAUUGAAGCGUACCUGUUAUAUGCUGUAGUUACCUGGGCAGGUUAUUUGAACAGCCCCAAAAGUAGACAAAUCACCAGUAAACUGUAUUGUUGCCCCUCUAAAUGGUGCUUUAAAUCAGGUUGAUCAGCUCGUGGAAUAGGCAGUUAGAAAAGUUGUGUGUCUCAGUGUCCUGAGAUCUAGCGUGUUAAAAAAAAAAAUGGUCACGUGCUGUCAGGUGCUCGGGUCGUACGUGUCGUAUUAUCAGAGAGCCGUGGAGCUGCAUGCUCACAUGUCUAGCUCAGUGCCAUUUAGUCUCUCACUGUGGCUAAUCCUGUGCUUACAGACUCACAGUGACAAACAAACUGAGCCCUACUCUUUCUGAGAUGAUCUGUUUCAGCCAUCUAACAGUGGACGCUCUGUAAUUUGCAGAUGAACAGCAGCUCAGUUUAAAUUGACAAAGUGUGCCCUCAGCGCUGGUUUUAAAGUACAUGUGCGUCAUCAUCGGAUCUGUAAUUCAAAGUGGCCUCUCAUCGCCACCUGUGUUCCAGUCGCUGCUUUAAAUAUUGGGCAUCUUACCAUAGCAGUGUUGCAGAGGGCUGUGUACGGUUUACUUCCAGAGGAGCAGCAUUUUGACGCCUUCAGCGUCGGGGCUACCCUCACGCUGGUGCAUCCUCACUGAGGUUGGUUUGUCUACUUUAGGAAGUGAUCGGCUCUCACCUGAACAUUUAAAAGCCUUCUUUGGACUGAAUCAGUGGAAGUGGCAGGUGAAUUGUGGUCCCACUGGUUGACAAAGGUGGCUCCCUGCCCUGCAUAGUACAACGUGAGCGAACUCUGCCAUGGCUCCGCUCCCAUCCCUUCCUGUUCCACAUAGCUGACUGCUGGUGCUCAUCUUCCCCUGGUUUUAGACCAGGACAAAGAACAAGGAGAGGAGAGUAUUGCGUUUACAUGCACACCACUGAUCUCCAUAUUUGGGAUGAACGACUAUUAAUUUCUUUUGCAUAGGCAUGUAUAAAGGUCAAAUGUACAAUAACCAGAACUAGUUCAUGUUUGAGGAAAUAAAAAAGGUGCCUGGGAUAUACCACGUUAUCCACCAUAUACAUGUCUGCCUUUACCGGUUAGCUGUUGGUACCUGCCAUCUGCUUUAACAGUUUAACUUGAAAGACAAACAUGACACAGUGACGUGACCUUUUUUUAAUCCAGAAUACUGUGCAUGAAAACGCCAGAAUGGUCAGGUUGGGCAGCAGGAUAGAGUUUGGGGUGAAACAUGCAGGUAAUCUACAUCAUUAGCAGAGAGAAUUAACCACAUGCCCUAUGUUGGACAUGUUUCAUUUUGGGCUAUUUUUUUAAGGGUGGCCAGUCAUAUUAGGGGCGUAUCAGCCACCAGCCCCCCCUGACUCUUCUGUUUGUUUUACUGCCAGAUUCAGGCUCUCUUGACAGUGUUGUACCCUCCUGUUCUUCUUCCUGGCCUACAGGGAGGAGCCUGUUCCAGAAACCUAGUCUUGUGUUGUUGUUUUUAUACUUUUAUUUCCUGCUUUUAAAAAAAAAAAAGUCAUAAAUAUGUUGUCUAUCAGUAUUUAAAAUAGGAGGUGGAAGACUAGGGGACUGCUUAUGUGUCGUUGCUUUAGUUUAUUCUUACGUGCUUUACCUGAAUUUUUCUGAUGAUUCACAAUUGGGUAUAACGACCCGUCAAUCAUCCCUGCCAAAUGCUGUUGUUAGGCAGUCAGGAGAAAGGCUGGCCUCUCGGCUGCCUGUCUAGAGCAUCGCUAGGACCACAUGUGCUGGCUCUUUUUCUGUUUGUUUGUUUUAAAACACAAACUUGGCUGAAAAGACAAAAGGAAAAACAAUGUAAGUCUCCUUAUUAUGUACAAAUCAUUUUUAUUUCUUUUUAUUGUAUUUUUAAAUCCUAAUUUUGGAUGCUGAAACAGUGAUGUAAACAAAGGAACAGGAAAACCAAGCUGUAUGCAAAGUCUGUAAAUAUGAAAUGUGGGUUUGUUCAUACUAGACUAUACACACGCACAGGACUGGAAACUGUAUUUGUAAACUAGCUUUGGUUUGUGUAAUAAAUUACUUUCUAUAACA
Morone saxatilis (striped sea-bass) is the source of this 3517-nucleotide messenger RNA. It is a transcript of the gene rhoab, whose product is annotated as ras homolog gene family, member Ab. Gene Ontology annotation, cellular component: cleavage furrow; dendritic spine. The coding region runs from base 161 to 742 and encodes 193 amino acids. Gene Ontology annotation, molecular function: GTPase activity; GTP binding. The record is from RefSeq and is a predicted model, not a curated record. The transcript has 5 exons. Lineage: Eukaryota; Metazoa; Chordata; Actinopteri; Moronidae. Gene Ontology annotation, biological process: small GTPase-mediated signal transduction; stress fiber assembly; cell migration.